AUGGAGGAAUCCCAAGCUGAUGGGUGGAUCACUUUCAGCCAGUCUACAAACUCCAACAUGCUUAUUAGCUCGACUGCCGACAGCUCUGAGUCUCAUCAAUGGACUACCAUUAGCGAGUGGAUCAACUCCAGCGAGUGGAUCCACCAUUCUAAUAGGUGGACCACUGCCACCACGGAACAGGCAGGACCUCAACUGUGGACCAAUUCUAGCGAGGGAUUUACUGCUAGUGAGUUGAUCAGUGCUAGCGAGUGGAUGACCUCCAAUGAGGGGUGGAUCAACUCAACCGAGUUUAUGAGCCCCACUGUGGAUUCACACGAGUCGAUGCCACGUCAGUUUCCCCCUUCUCCUGUCUACCUAUUCAUUCUGAAAUGUAUCUUCUGCGCCACUCUCCUCUUCGUGUCCUUUUUCGGCAACCUACUGGUGUGUUAUGCUGUUGCGACGACAAGGAAACUGCGCAGUUACAACAACUACUACCUCGUUGGUCUGGCAAUAGCUGAUCUGGUCAGUGGAGGGGUUGUCCCUGCAGUGACUAGUGUCGUCUGGCUGGUUGAAUACUGGCCGUUUAGCGAGGCCCUGUGUACAGUGGUGACGUAUAUCAAACACGUCUUCCUCCAUACUACCUUCUUGAUGACUCUGAUCAUCAGUAUCGACAGGUAUCGGGCCUUGUAUUACCCCGUCCAGCACGUGAAAGAGAAGACCCUGAGACACGCCUGUCUGAUGAUGUCGGUCGGGUACGUCAUCCCGGUCUUGAUAUGGACACCUCUGGUGGUGGUGCUACCGUACGUCGGAUUGACCCAGCGGGUCCGUCCACCAGCUUGCCAUGCUUCCUACGGCUUCCACCCAGCACUGCUAAUCCUCACUCUUCUUUCUCUGUCCUGGGUGCCCAUCAUCUCUACAACUGUCUUCUACGCUCUCGUUUACUGCGCUAUCAUCCGUCGCAGUCGGGGGCAGAAGACGCAACCGGCGAAGGAAACCAUGAGUACCAAACAUCCGACCGGCCUUAGACGGUAUCCGAACAGGAAAGUUGGGAAAACAUCUCGUGUUUACUCGCCGUCUGAGACUGCCCCUGUGCCAGGAAAUCCAGGGGCCGAACCAUCAUCGACACCACCCAGUACCGACUUUAAGAGGUCCUCUGGUGUGUCCGUCGGGAAGGUGAAUCUGGCUUUCAUGGAAGGAGAGGGCGGCAGUUGUGGAUCUCAGACAGAACCGGUGCAGCCAAAUGGUGUUGCAUCUCUCCAACUUCAAUCCUCUUUGACCUCGAAGCCACACCCAGUGAAGAACAUUAGCCGUAAGGCUAGUCUGAUGAGUUUGAGGGCGACCCGAACCCUGACGUACAUCUGGGCAGUGAUGCUGGUGUCUGGAGUGCCGUGGUCUAUAUACGCUAUGAUAGUGGCUGUAGAUCCAGCAUACACACCAGAAAUAGACGUAGGGUUCCUGGCUUUUCUGGCGCAUCUGAGUAGCGCGGCUAAUCCCUUCUGCUAUGCCAUCUGCAACCCGCUAUUUAGGAGAGUCUUCUACCGUAUUCUGUGCUGUCGUCUCUGGGGGAGACGGAACAGAUCCACCUGAGGUGAGCAGAAACUGAACUGCGUACUACUGGGUGAAGUCACAGACACAUUGAGCAGACACGUGCCAUUCCGUGGUAUACGACCCCUGAUGAAUCUCUGUCAUCUGAUUGGUCGGCAGUCCUAAGGCAGUUUGAGA
Acanthaster planci (crown-of-thorns starfish) is the source of this 1701-nucleotide messenger RNA. Its product is annotated as muscarinic acetylcholine receptor M2-like. Lineage: Eukaryota; Metazoa; Echinodermata; Asteroidea; Valvatida; Acanthasteridae. The record is from RefSeq and is a predicted model, not a curated record. Gene Ontology annotation, biological process: G protein-coupled receptor signaling pathway. Gene Ontology annotation, cellular component: plasma membrane. Gene Ontology annotation, molecular function: G protein-coupled receptor activity; dopamine neurotransmitter receptor activity, coupled via Gi/Go.